Schistosoma intercalatum is the source of this 5640-nucleotide messenger RNA. Lineage: Eukaryota; Metazoa; Platyhelminthes; Trematoda; Strigeidida; Schistosomatidae. The record is from the annotation of a GenBank genome assembly.
GUCAUAUGUGAGGGUAUUCUGUGUAUAUACGUCACUGGUUGGAUGGCGUUGUCUUCUGACAGUUACAUCAAAAAGGAUGCCUUGUCAUCUCUUGAAGACUUGUGUGUCAGAUACGUGUGCAAGAAUUUAAAUGUUUUAACGUAUUUAAGUAGUGAAAACUGUGAAGUUAAACGAAAAUGGAGAUUCCCUUAUCCAGGUUUUCGUCUGGUUGCCCGUCCUUCGCAAAAGAUCUUGCUACAACUUUGCAAACGAAACGCCCUAGAUGACGACCGGAUGAGUCUUUUUAAUGCUGACAGUGUCGACCUUAUGUCUCCAGUUAUAAAGGAAGCUAAUGUCAGCCCAUCAUCCUUAAAAGUACUCAAGGAAUUUCGUCUGUAUAGCCUUUCUGCCAUGAAUCUAACCAAAGUGAAUCUAAAUACCAUCAUAAGUUGUCUUGGCGAGUGGACUGUUCAGAACCUAAUGUGCCUCAAUAUAUCCGGGACUUCUAUUCUAUGUGAAACUCAUUUACCUAUACUAGUUGCGCUCGGAAGGUUCAAGAAUCUUAGCGUUCUUAAUGCAAGUAGGACUGAACUAAAUACCCAGUCUUUACAAAUUAUUGCUGAUGACCUUUUAAAUCUUCGUUAUCUAAACAUUUCCCGAACACGAGUAACAGAUAUUACUCCCCUACUAAAUAUACGCGAUCGUCUUAAUGGUUUGAUCAUGCAUCGCUUGCAAUUGGAAACGACGGAAGAUAUGGCGAAGUUGCUGUGCACUGUAGUGGAACUCCACCAACUGCGCAUACUUGAUGUAUCUGACAAACCGCGAAAUGCUGUUGGCAGAUACGAUGCUGUCGAUAAAUUUUGCUCGCCAGAGGCCUUGCCAUUCUUAGAGCAUAUUGAUUUGUCAGGAAACCAAUUUGGGCUGAAACUUAGUGAUGCAAGAGCCUUUGUUGAGAGCCAUCCUAGACUUACGUACGCUGGGUUUGCAUCCUGGCUUUCAAGUCAUGAAGAUGAGUUGGAAGGAAUAUACAAACUUUCUCAACAGUAUCCCCACAUAACGAUGUUGGGAGAUAGAGGGGACCAACUUUUGUUAAAUACUUUGACGCGUAAUAAGGAUAGAGCUUUCUAUCUUCAACAUGCUCUCCAUAGUAUUUUUGACGCAACUAGCAAUCGUGAAUCUGUCAAACCAGAUAUUCUGCAAGCUGUUUUGCGCGUAAUGAGGCUACAUUUACGCAGAAUGGAAAUGAUAUUGGCAGGAACUGCUGUCAUUUACAACUUAACUCGGAGUGAACAAAGCAAUCAGUUACCUAUAGAUCUACUAAAUCGUGCAGUACGUAUGACUUUAACGGCAAUGGAAAAGUUCCCAGACAAUAGACAGUUGCAAAAGAAUUGCUUUUUAACAUUAUGCAGUGACACUGUACUUUAUCGUGCUACCUUCAAUUGUAUACAAUGUUGUGAACUGGUUUUUAACAACCUGCUGUCGUUUGAUGAUAUUCAUAUGAAGCGUAUGGGUGUAGCAAUUAUUUCUAUACUAGCUGCAGAAAUUUCAACAUCUGGUCUAUCAGACUUGGUAAAAGACCCUAGAAGAAUUGAAUGUUUUCUGAGUUAUGUUGCUGACAAAUGCCUCUUAGUGUCAGAUGUCCCAGAUCUUGGUUCAGCCUUACGAAGUUAUAUGCCACAGUUACGCCUACGCACUGUAGGAGCACCAAUCUUUGAUACUACAUUAAGAUUCACUUUAUCCGCUUUAUGGAAUCUCACUGAUGAAUGUCCAGAAGCUUGCUUAAGAUUUGUUCGUCAGGGUGGUCUAAUCAUAUAUGAAAAGGUCCUUAAACGAUUUGCUGACCAAAGUGAAGAGACUAAAAAUCAUGUCUAUACCAAGUGUCUGGGUCUACUUAAUAAUGUAGCAGAAGUCGAGCAAACACGUGAAUCGUUAUUAAAAGAAAGUCUAAUGAACUUCUUUUUCAAAAUGCUUAGACAUCCUUGUAUCCAGAUAAGUUAUUUUGCUGCUGGUAUUAUUGCGCAUCUGUCAUGUUUAAAAGAUGAGAUAUGGUUGCGUAAUAUUCAGUCAAGUCGUGAAAGUUAUGUGAAAUUAUUGGGUCAAGCUGUUUGUAAUUGGCAACCGCCACAUUCUGAGAUGGUCGCUUAUCGCUCUUUUGAACCGUUUGGUCUGUUAGUUUUGCAUCCAGAAAGUCGUUUAGAGAUACAUUUGUGGGCUGUUUGGGCUAUACAUCAUAUAUUAACCAGAAAAGAAUCCGACUUCCUAUAUCUAAUCUUUCCUAUUACAAGCGAUACUGUCAGUACUUCCACUUCUCCGGGAUUUGCCUUAACAAUUUGAUCUCACCGUGCUGAUGUGUGGAAGCUCGAACUGCUGAAUAUAUGUAUCAGUUUCUACGUUGUUUUUGAGAAUACUGCAAAACCGUUCAUUUUAUAUAUAUACACCACAGGACUGAUUGGUUACAAGUUUUCAUGAUUUAUCGAAUUUUUGUGUCUUUUUCGCUACUCGAAUGCAUGUAAUACAUUUUUUCAUAAAUAAAACGGAAUGUUCUACUAGAUUUCAGUUCAUUCGAUUUUACUGAUUUAUUGUUAACAAAGGUUGAAUAAUUUUGUGGUACCAAUAACUAUAUUCUCCAAUUAGUUUUUUUGCUUGUGUUUGGUCAAUUCAAAUAUCAAAUGUCUGUCCCACGGUUUUCUCUUUACGUUUGAAUUUUUUUUGUAUAUUUCGUCAUCAAGUAUAUUAGCAGUUUUGCUUUUGUUCCCCUUUCUUUUCUAGAAACGCGUUAUGUACCGGUUUUAUGUGAAUGUCAACCACUGUUAUCAUUUCUAAGAUUAGUUGUUUCUUUUGAUGAAGGAGUUUUAUGCGCCCAUAAUUUACAACGACAGUUAUCUGAUCAAGAGCCGCGUAGUAUAAAUACUGAUUUCCAUGACAAUGAUAAUGUCGAGAAUAAUAACAAUUAUUGUGUGAAAAACAGUGAUCCGAUGAAGUAUUUAACUACUUCAUCUAAUGUUAUUCGUCCUCAACCUCCAAGUGUAUAUUCUCCUUCAACAGAUUCUGAUGUUUUCUCAGAAGUACCUGCUCUAUGUGAAGCAGCUGCCGGUGAUUGUUUCAUGUCAGAAAGUCAACAGACGCAAUCUUCAAGACAGUCGUCAACAGUUACACAUGUCGAACCUGUAGGACAAAGUGCAGAAGGUGUUGCAGCGUUUGUAGGACCUGAUGAAUCUCAACUUGCUUGUGCUAGACUUAUCCGUAAAAUGGCUUCAGAAAUACUUGCGUCUGUUGAUCGAACUUUACCAACAUUACAGUCUACUUCUAUUCAUAAUUAUAACAAUAACAGACAUUGUGAUCUGCCUGCAUCUCAUUGUUAGAAAAAACGUAAUAUCAUUUAGCGUUAGUAAUCGGCUAACAUCAUUUUAAUUUCCCACACUGAAUUCGGUUUGACUAUUAUUAUUGUGUCCAUGAUUAUUUUGACACAUCCACUAAAUUAUGUAACUAAUCCAUUGAUCUAUCAUUGUAUUUUCCACAUGUUUAAUCUUCAACAUAUUAAUAUUCAUCAUCACUGUCGAAGUUCAGUGCACAUUGUUUACAAUAUGAACCAGUAUAUAUAUAUAAUCCAUUAGUAUUCAUAUCAUAAGGGAAAAAAUAAUCCAUUUCACACCUUAAUUGUCUUUCAUGUAAUUAAAUUCACCCUGUUUAUGUCACGGAAAAAUAGGACAUUAUCGUCUAUUCAAUUAUAACAACACGUGAUUAUAACUGUUAUUACAUAUUUACACAUAUAAAUAAUAAUUACUGUUAAUUAGACUAGUAUUGGUACCAAUUUUGUUAAUAAUAAUAGUACUUGUACACAGGUCUGUAGAUUUAUCUAAAACGAAUUUUCUUAUUGUCGUGAGAAACUAUUGUAUUGUUCAUAUUCCAUACAUAUUGUGUUGAAUUACAUGUGUAAAUUUUGUUUGUUGUUGUUAGAUAAUGAUAAUUAUGCUAUUGUUAUUAUUCUUGUUCACUUUAUCAUUGUUGUUUCUUUUUCUCUCUAUGUAAUAUUUCCUCAUUUUUUCGCACAAAAUUUAAUGUUUAUUUUUCUUUAAAUGAACUGUAUUCUUAAGGCUUAAUCUCAUUUUUUUUGUAAUGAUUUAAAUUGCAUUUAAAGAGAGUCUGUUUUAAAUUGCUGUUUAUUUUAUAGCUAUACAGAUUGAUUGAAUACAAUGCAUGAUUCACCUUGGUAGAUUAAUUGACCUAUACACAUAUACGAUGAUAUAUGCUAAUUUAAAUGCGUAUGUACAUUGUUGAAUGUACUCUAGAUAUUCUCUUGCAUCGAUAUUGAUUCCUUUUUCUUCUCCCUUGUGUAUGCAUGCUUAUCUAUUUUCAUGUAACUAUGGUUUUUCAAUGUCGAUAUAAUUUCAUUAUUAAUUUAUUAUAAUUGUUUUUGUGUUUAAUUACUUCUUAACCAGUUUCUGAUCGUAUUUUAAUCGAGAAAAACAAGGAAAUUCCGUUAUAAAUAUUGUGUAUUCAUUGAUUACAAAUGCAAACUAGCAUACUUAGUUUGUGUGUGUUUGUUCAUGAUUGAACGUAAUUUAACUAAACAAUCAAAAAAUAUCUUUAUAUGAAAAUUUUGUUGAUAAUCUGGUAUCUCACCAUCCAUCUUAUUCAGUUGUUAAUACUCUGAACUCUUUCUUGACUUGUUAUUCUUUUUAUGGUUGGUGUAAAUGUUUUUAAUGAAAUAAUCAUGGUCGUAUUUUUUGACACGGAACUAGUAUAAUCAUGCACACAAUCGAUGCAUAUAUAUUUAAUGAUUGGUCGGUGACAUAUAUUAUUUUUUGACUGCUUAAGCUUCUCUUGUUUCUAUUAAAUAUCGAAUAUUGUUUACCAAAUGAAGCAAACCAUUCCAUUUUCAUAGAAAGCAGGGAACAUGAUAACUUGUGGUAUGCUCUUGCAGUGAAUACAGAUCUACUAUGCAUUUGCUAGAUUCGUCAAACUUGUUAUUUGUGAAUGUGAAAAAGCAAUCAUUUAUGAGUAUGAUAUCUUUACCAUUGAGACAAGGAAUAUAAUUGUGAAGAGGAUAAUAUUUUGAUGGGAGUUGUUCAUGUUCGAAAAGUGGUUUCGUUCUCCAUUUCAGCCGAUAUUAUUCUUAUGUUUCCAGUGAUUAUUGAUCAUCUACCUUUCAAUUAACAGUCUAAUACAAUUAAGCUUGAAUUGUAGUGACGUAGCGAGUUCGAAAUGUAAUGAAUAAUUGUAAAAUCUUGAUUCUGUUAUCAUAACUAAGAGAUAUAAUGUGAUAUUUCUCGAACUGCGUCUAAGUCCUUCUAACUUUAUUUUGUGCGUACAUAUCUUUGAGCUGUUCCUUUUCCUUUUAAUGAGCCAUUUGACCCUUAAAGCGUUAGUUGGUGUUCUUGACAAAAAUCUUCGUGAAAUAGAAACAAAUUUGCUGAAAAGAAUUGAUGAUUGUUAGAUGUGACAAGCAUCGUUAUUUGUUUUAUAUGAGGUUAUCAGUCACAGAAAUGUAUAUUUCGCGUUCUUCGUAUUAUGAAUUCAAUAUGAUUUCGCAUUCUUUGUGGUUGGAUUAAGACGAUUCAUUUUCCUAACUAGAUUCCCGUAUAUCUACCAUGCUAAUUUUUUCAUGUUUUUGUAUAUGAUUUGCAUGUUGUGAAUAAAUUUAAUAUAUCCAUAUAUAUC